Messenger RNA from Spodoptera frugiperda (fall armyworm), 2185 nucleotides. RefSeq lists its product as uncharacterized. The coding region runs from base 327 to 1571 and encodes 414 amino acids. The record is from RefSeq and is a predicted model, not a curated record. Lineage: Eukaryota; Metazoa; Arthropoda; Insecta; Lepidoptera; Noctuidae. The transcript has 2 exons.
UUCAAAGUAGCUAUUGUUACAAUAAAUUAUUAUUCAUUAGACAAACUUUUUGAGAACUUUUAGCUUAUUUACUGUUAUAUAGUAUACACCUAAAUAUGUUUAAUUUUGAUUUCUGUUCUGUCAACAUAAACGUGGUUAUCAGAGGUAGUUUGGGCAACCAAACGGUACCUAAAAGAUCUAUUAUAUGAUUGGUAAAACCAACAUGUAUAAUUAUGUCGACAAAUGCCGAUUCAUGGAGAUCUAGAGGUAGUUCGAUGAAAAUCGGAACGGUACCUAUAAAAGGAUAUUAAUCCUUUGUUGCAGGUAGUCCAAAAAAAAAAAAAAAUAUGUCACACCUACCGCCACUAGAGUCCUUGGACUGUGAUGGGGACCCGGCUUCGGUGGGACUACGGUGGGAAAAGUGGAAGCGUGCGCUUGAGUUGUACUUAAUCGCUACUAAUGUUACCACACCAGAAGCAAAAAGAGCUGUGCUCUUACAUAUGGGUGGUUUAACCCUGCAGGAAGUUUACUAUAAUAUUCCUGGCGCACAUUUAGAAACUACUGCCGAUGAUGACAACGAUAUUUUUACAGUUGCCAUCAACAAACUAAAUGAGUAUUUUGCACCCAAACAAAGUCGGGUAUAUGAGCGUCAUUUGUUUAGACUCAUUAAACAAGAAAGCGGAGAGAAGUUUGAUAAGUUUCUUGUUAGGCUUCGACACCAAAGUUCGAAAUGCAAAUUUACUGCCCCUGAUGAACAUAUGAUCGAUCAAAUCACUGAAAAAUGCGAGUCAGCCAAAUUAAGAAAAACAAUCCUGACUCUCGGUGAUGACGUUACACUGGACAAAAUUAUAUUCGAGGCAAACGCUUUGGAAACAGUAAACCGUCAACUCAAUAACUUUGGUUUGCCAGGACCUAGUAAAGACCUGUCAGUAAAUAGAGUAGAGACGCGUACGAGUAAAAAGAGUUCGAAUUCUAAUUCUUGUUCCCGUUGUGGUGGCACUCAUUCAAGUGAUAGUAAGUUUUGCCCAGCCCGUGAUAAAAAAUGUCUCAAGUGCGGGUUUAUUGGACAUUUCCGAAAACUGUGCAGAACUAGGGCAAAGAAACGAAAAUCAAAUGAUGAUACAUCUAAGUCAAACCAGUAUAUACAUCCUGAUAAAAAGUUAAAAAGUAAAUCUGAUGAAGUCGAUUACAUUUUUCAAAUUGAAGGUGACGACACUAUUAAAUGUGUUCUUGGGAAUGUCUUAAUUGACAUGUUAAUUGACUCUGGUAGUAAAUAUAAUAUAGUUAGUGACGUAACUUGGCAAACUCUAAAAAGCAAAAAAAUUCUAGUUGAAAAUCAAGUAAAAAACCCGAACAAGACAUUCAAGGCCUAUGGAAGUCAAAACCCUCUAACAGUUCUCGGCGCAUUUGAUUCUACCAUAAUGGUUAAUAACGGAUUGCCUGGCAUCAAAGCAACUUUUUAUGUUGUAAAGGACGGCACAAGGAAUUUACUUGGAAAAGAUACUGCUACUAGACUCGGAGUUCUGAAACUAGGAAUAGGUGUUAAUGCAAUCGAUGGCGUAAAUUCAGAGACAAGCUACCUUCUGUGUUAGAUAUUGAAUUUGCAGAAGUAGAUCUAGAAACAAAGGACAGAGAUGUGGAAAUGAAAACAAAGGGCAAAGAAUAUGCAGACAGAAAAAGACAAGCAACUGAAUCAAACAUUGAAGUCGGAGAAAAAGUAUAUGUAAAAAACACCGUGAAGGAGAAUAAGUUAACAGCUACAUUUAAUGAUGCGCCACAUACGGUACUCAAUAAAAAAGGCAAUGACGUUGAAGUAGUAAAUGAUGAAAAUGGGAAACGACUUCGUAGGAAUAUAGUACACUUGAAGAAGGUCGAAGGUAAAUGGGAAGUAUGCCCAAAUAAAUAUUUAGAGAACCAUAAUAAUGAAGAUGAAGAAUUAAGUGAAAGAGAAUAACUGAUUUUUGGCUGAUUUUGUACCUUGUUAUUGUUAAGUGUUAAUAUUGUAGUGUUGUGAUUCUGAUGAGCAUCCUAGAAUAAUAUUUUCAAUUUUUCAAAUUUUGUAAAAGGUAGAUAUGUAGUGUAUUACAGAUAAUAAAUGUAGCACGCUGGCUGGUGGGAAUGCUCAGUGGUGGGGAGUGCGGCUAGCGAGUCGCUAGCCGCUCAGUCACUGUCUAGCCGCCGAGCAGUUAAGUGCAUUACUAUUCAA